AUGGUCGGAUCCGGUAAGAUCCGAUCGGAUCCAGCAUCGGAUUUGUUGACCUGGGUGAAGUUACAGAAAGAUACAGAUGGUGUCGCUGCAAUCUGUGUACGGUUAUCAAGAGUCAAACGUUCAACUGAUUUAAUUAUUUUGCGGCAUUUCGAUUAUAAAGUCUUACUGAUCAAACCCAGCAAGUCUCAAAUCGUUCAGAUGCAAAGAUUAGAUAAACUCUUCGCCGAAACACCGAUGCAUUUUUCAGAAUGCUUUUAA
Messenger RNA from Adineta ricciae, 258 nucleotides. NCBI's taxonomy places the organism in Eukaryota, Metazoa, Rotifera, Eurotatoria, Adinetida, Adinetidae. The record is from the annotation of a GenBank genome assembly.